UAGCUGUGGUUUCAUGUUUGACUUUAAAUAUUGAAGACAUUGAUUUGUGAAGAUUUUUAUUUGUAUUUCACAACAAUUGUAAAAUUGCAUUAAAUUAAGAUCAAAUUAUUUUCCAUCAAUCAUUCUAAGAUUCGAAAAGACUUUCAUGCAACAUAAAGUUGAAUGUCUAUAUAUUGUAUACGACAUUUAAAAUAAUAAUAAACAAACAACAGAAAGCUGUAAAACUGUGAUAGUUGUUUUGUAAAUAAAAAAUAAAAUUUAGCGCAUUAAAUUUAGCUCAUCACAAGUAAACAUGAACAAAACAAGAUUUUCGAUGUUGUUGUUGGAGCCUGGUGAGAUAUAUUUCGAGGAUUAUUCCUGCACAAUGAAUAUAGUAAAUUUACAAGCAGCUGAAAAUGCGAAGCAAGGUCGUUUAAAACUGUGCUCUAAAUCUUUGGUUUUUGAACCUAGGGAGUGGGAUAAUCCGCUAUUAAAGCUACACUUUAAAGAUUGCACAGAUGUUGACACUAUAAAAACACAUGAUGCAGGAAAUCUGAUUAUAGUGAGAGUUAGGCAAUAUGCAGAAAUGUUGGAGGAGAAUAUAUUAGCACCGUAUAAGUUUCAAUAUGAGAAUAAAGAUUUUUUUUUCUUUUUGGAUUUUUCAUCUGCUGAAGAGUGCCUUACUCAGAUGCAGCAACUUCUUAGAGCAUCAACACUUCAUGCUCCGGAACACAAUAGUAUGAUUGCAACUAUUCUUCACUCGCGAUAUAUGAGGAUGGUCUUUGACCCUAUUAUGAUGGAUGAUUACACUGAAAAGAUUGUAUGUGAAUUUCAGACUGAGAAAAUAUCUCCAUUAGUUAGGCAUCAUGGCAAGCUUGCCCUCACACCUACUACUCUUUAUUUUCAACCAUUUAGUAAUAUAGAAAAUAGUCCAAUUUUGAAAAUGAAGCUUGAUGAAAUAACAAGGAUAUACAAGCGAAGAUUUUUACUAAGGCAAGUUGGUCUUGAAAUAUAUAGUGCGGAAGAGAGUACAACACCACAUUUGUAUUUGUCAUUUCAAUGUGAGAAUGACAGAGAUAGAGUCUACCAGAUAUUGGAGGAAUCGCCAAAUAUGCAUUUAGAAAGGGUGCAUGUUGAAGAGAUGACUCUUCAGUGGCAGAAUGGAAUUGUUUCCAAUUACGAUUAUUUGAUGUAUCUCAAUUGCCUUUCAGAUAGAAGUAAAAAUGAUCUCACACAGUAUCCAAUAUUUCCAUGGGUGGUUGCAGACUAUGUUUCGGGCAGCUUAGACUUGGAAAAUGCUGAUACAUUCAGAGAUUUGUCUAAACCAAUGGGAGCUCUAAAUCCUGACCGCCUGGAGAAAUUACUUGAGAGGUACCAUGAGAUGUCAGACCCAAAGUUUUUGUACGGAUCCCAUUAUUCAGCACCUGGUCUCGUUUUAUUUUAUCUUGUAAGAAAAUAUCCUCAAUACAUGUUAUGUUUGCAAAACGGAAGAUUUGACCAUCCUGACCGAAUGUUCAAUUCAUUAAAAGAUGUUUAUAAUAACUGUUUGAAGAAUAUGUCUGACUUCAAGGAACUUGUCCCAGAAUUUUACGACACAAGGGCAAAAGGUGAUUUCCUUGUGAAUAUCUACGACAUAGAUUUCGGUACACGACACGACGGUAGUAAAGUUGAUAAUGUGAAUCUACCACCCUGGGCAAAAUCUCCUGCGGACUUUGUGAUUAAACUGAGGCAAGCACUGGAGUCCCAGUAUGUGUCAAGAUAUUUACAUCUGUGGAUAGAUCUCAUAUUCGGCUAUAAGCAGAGAGGCGAAGAAGCUGUGAAAGCAAAUAAUGUAUUCCACCAUGUUUGCUACGAGGGUUCAGUCGAUCUCGAUGACAUUUAUGAUAUGAACGACCGACACGCCCUCGAGGUGCAAAUAAUGGAGUUCGGUCAAGUGCCCAAACAGCUAUUCACAAAACCGCACGUCAGAAGGGUCAUACCGGAAGUCGCGAAACAAGUGUGUACAAAAGAUUAUGAGAGCAAUGAAUACAGUUUAGAAUGCGUGGAUACUAUAUGGCUGCAUAAAGAAGCGGUGAAUUGCGUGUUAAGGAAAGAAGAUAGGAUUAUAUCAGUUUGCAAGGAUGGCACGCUUAAAGUAUACGAUAUGGUGCAAAGGAAGCAAAUACGCAGUGUCAAAUUGAGUUCAACGCCUCUGAGCUCUUGCGUGAUGGUCGAUGAACAUAUCGUUGCUGUCGGAUCGUGGGAUAAUGAUAUUUACCUUUACGAUGUUGAAUACGGUCGAGUGGUGGAGAGUUUUCGAGCGCACGACGAUUCAGUUAACUGCUUAAAAUGGCUACCUAAAGAGCAUUUAUUGAUAUCGGGCGGUUGGGACGGCGUGGUGCGUGUUUGGGGGAACGUGCGCAAAACCGGGCAAGCGUUGCGCGGCUUGAAGGCCGAGUUCGAUCACGAUGGAAAAGUCAGCACUGUUGCUUUCAGGUACAGGCGACGCGAUCUUGACAUAAUAGCAGGGACAAGUGACGGCGAUGUUUAUAUUUGGGACUACACGACAAAAGAGUUGAUUAACAAAAUAACUGUACACUCUUCACCCGUGACCGGCGUGUGCCUUCUCUGUGAAGACAGGAUAGUCACAGUCAGCGACGGUGGUGACUUGAACGUUACAGAUCUGACUGUUUUAAAUUCGGUGUACCAAAAGCACGUAUCGUCCACCGUAACUUCGUUGUGCUGCGAUGGCGCCAGCGUGCUUUGGUUCGGCGGCAGUGCGGGCACUCUACUGCAGUGGAACAUGACAACGGUUGUGCAGUUGAGCGAGCAAAAAGCUCAUGAUGAUUUAAUACGGAGCAUACAAUUUGAUUCUUCUUCAAAUACCCUUAUUACGGCUAGUGAUGAUAAGUCAAUCAAAGUUUGGCAACUUACGCAGCGAUCGUGACCAUAGUAAUAUCAUAUUGUUUUAUUAUUUUUUUUAAUUUUUUUAACAGUAUUAGCAUUUACAUGUAUUAAACUCGCGCCAGAACUUUACGUCCCUUCAAGAAGAGUGAGUUCGUUUAACUGAGCUUCUUUUGAGACAACAAUUACGUAUAUAGAUUUCUCCGAUAUUCGAGUGAGUAUAGGAAGUUUUGCGCUGUCGAUUUUUUAAAUUUUUAAGCUUGUUUGUAUUAUGCAUAAUAAUAUGCUCAGAAAAAUGUAUAAUAAAAAAUAUUUUUUAGCCGAUUACUACUUAUAAUAGGGUUGUAUGUAUGUAUAUUAUGUUCUUCAAUAAAUGAACGCACCUUAUUGGGCCGAUAUUGAGAAAUUAAAUAAAAUAACGUUACUGCGUUUCAGGCUAUAUGAAUGUAAAUUUAAUUUUUUAUCUCUUGAAAAAAAAUAACCGUUUUUCCAUGGUGAUAUUCUUAAAAGAUAUGUAGUCUGGUUUAGUUCGUUGGAUGAUUCAAUGACAAUAAAGUAAAAAGCAGUGUAAAUUAAUUUUAAAGCCAUCAUCGUUAUGUAAUAAAUAAAUGUUUUAAUAGAUA
Messenger RNA from Pararge aegeria (speckled wood butterfly), 3485 nucleotides. Its product is annotated as protein FAN-like. Lineage: Eukaryota; Metazoa; Arthropoda; Insecta; Lepidoptera; Nymphalidae. Bases 293 to 2905 code for a protein of 870 amino acids. Gene Ontology annotation, molecular function: protein binding. The transcript has 13 exons. The record is from RefSeq and is a predicted model, not a curated record.